CCCCUCCCCUUCCCCUUCACAGCUUCACUCCCUCUUCCCCCUUCCACAAACUCGAGUCCAGCCGAGAGUUCUAGAAACUCAACAUUAACACUUCCCCUCCGGCCACAGCCUCUCUACCUCCACUUCCCCAACAAGCGCUCUUCUCCUUGGGCAAUCCCGCGGUAGCGAGCUCGAUCGGACCGCUGGGGUCCAUGCCCAUGGCGCUCCUCUCCGCCACCUCCCCCGCCAAGACGCUCUUCUGCCACGAGGAGCAGUACCCAGCGCAGAGCGGCCUCCUCCUCUCGGUCCCGCAGUCCAGGAAACAGAGGGCGCGCGCCAGGCUGGUGGCGGCAAUGCGCCCGGCGGGCGCGGCCGCCACGGAGACGGCCUCUACGGCGGCGGCGUCGUCGUCGGGGGGCACGAAGGGGAAGCCUCGCGUGCUGGUGGCGGGCGGCGGCAUCGGGGGCCUGGUGCUGGCGCUGGCGGCUCGGCGGAAGGGGUACGACGUGACGGUGUUCGAGCGGGACAUCAGCGCGGUGCGCGGGGAGGGGCAGUACCGCGGGCCCAUCCAGAUCCAGAGCAACGCGCUGGCGGCGCUGGAGGCCAUCGACAUGUCGGUGGCCGAGGAGGUGAUGCGCGAGGGCUGCGUCACCGGCGACCGCAUCAACGGCCUCGUCGACGGCAUCUCCGGCUCAUGGUACAUCAAGUUUGAUACCUUCACUCCUGCUGCUGACAGAGGGCUCCCGGUCACAAGGGUCAUUAGCCGCAUGACGCUGCAGCAGAUUCUUGCCCGUGCAGUCGGCGACGACGCUAUAAUGAACGAUUGCCACGUUGUCGACUUUACUGAUGAUGGCAACAAGGUCACCGCGAUAUUGGAGGAUGGGCGGAAAUUUGAAGGUGAUCUCUUGGUUGGAGCAGAUGGCAUAUGGUCAAAGGUGAGGAAGUCGCUUUUUGGCGAAACGGAUGCAUCUUAUUCAGAAUACACUUGCUACACCGGAAUUGCAGACUUUGUGCCUCCUGAUAUUGACACAGUCGGGUACCGAGUGUUUCUUGGUCACAAACAAUAUUUCGUCUCCUCAGACGUUGGUGGUGGUAAAAUGCAGUGGUAUGCAUUUCACAAGGAACCUGCUGGUGGUACUGAUCCUGAGAAUGGCAAAAAGAAAAGACUGCUCGAGAUAUUUAGCGGUUGGUGUGAUAAUGUCAUUGAUCUGCUAAAUGCAACUGAGGAGGAAGCAAUUCUUCGCCGGGAUAUAUACGAUCGGCCACCUACUAUCAACUGGGGGAAAGGUCGUGUCACCUUGCUUGGUGACUCUGUCCAUGCUAUGCAGCCAAAUCUGGGACAGGGUGGCUGCAUGGCUAUUGAGGAUGGUUACCAGCUGGCUGUAGAGCUUGAGAAGGCCUGGGAAGAGAGUGUCAAGUCUAGAACUCCUGUGGACGUUAUUUCCUCCUUGAGGAGUUAUGAGAAGGAGAGAAAGCUACGUGUUGCUAUCAUACAUGGAUUGGCAAGAAUGGCGGCAAUCAUGGCUACCACUUACAGACCAUAUCUAGGUGUGGGUCUGGGACCUUUGUCGUUUUUGACAAAGUUGAGGAUACCGCAUCCUGGAAGAGUUGGUGGCAGAUUUUUCAUCAAGGUUGGAAUGCCUUUGAUGCUGAGCUGGAUUUUAGGUGGCAACAGCUCAAAGCUAGAAGGAAGACCGUUAAGUUGCCGGCUUUCUGACAAGGCAAGCAACCAGCUUGGUCGAUGGUUUCAGGAUGACGAUGCAUUGGAACAAGCUAUGGGUGGAGAGUGGUACCUCUUCCCUAUGAGCUCUGGAGAUGACUCUGCCUUGCAGCCCAUUCGUUUGAUCAGGGAUGAACAGAGGACACUCUCUAUUGGAAGCAAACCAGAUCCGAGCAAUUCUGAUUCUUCGUUGUCGUUCCCCUUGCCACAAGUAUCAGAGAUCCAUGCUACUAUCACAUGCAAGAAUAAGGGUUUCUAUUUGACCGAUCUCGGAAGCGAGCAUGGUACAUGGUUUAACGACAACGAAGGCAGACGCUACCGGUUACCUCCGAACUUCCCAGUUCGUUUCCACCCUUCUGAUGCCAUUGAGUUUGGUUCAGAUAAGAAGGCCAUGUUCCGGGUGAAAGUGCUCAGCACGCUUCCAUACGACUCCGCGAGAGGUGGAGAAGUUCUGCAGGCAGCAUGAGUGGGGACUUCAGCGACACCUUGUCACCAGCCACUGUACAGCAUUCUUCAGUAAACAGCCGACACUGCAUCAUCGCCAAGGAAAGAAAAAGAAUUGUAAUUUUUGCACUCAUCCAGAUAUCCCAGAACAGGAUUUUGAAUAGCUUCUGACAGAAUUACUACGUUGCAGUUCUACGAAAAAGAACUGAGGGUGUACAAUAGGGGUAGGCAAUUUUAGCUGUUGCCACUGUAAUACUGUACCCAGUACAGUACAUUGUUGUGCCUAUUAACACGUGUUCAUACUGCAAGAUAGAAAAACAUGUUAAUAUUGCAUAA
Messenger RNA from Aegilops tauschii subsp. strangulata, 2479 nucleotides. RefSeq names its product zeaxanthin epoxidase, chloroplastic. Gene Ontology annotation, molecular function: zeaxanthin epoxidase activity; FAD binding; protein binding. Gene Ontology annotation, cellular component: chloroplast; membrane. NCBI's taxonomy places the organism in Eukaryota, Viridiplantae, Streptophyta, Magnoliopsida, Poales, Poaceae. Gene Ontology annotation, biological process: abscisic acid biosynthetic process. The record is from RefSeq and is a predicted model, not a curated record.